Messenger RNA from Octodon degus (degu), 1207 nucleotides. RefSeq names its product myosin light chain 9 (gene Myl9). Gene Ontology annotation, molecular function: calcium ion binding. The transcript has 4 exons. Bases 108 to 626 code for a protein of 172 amino acids. Gene Ontology annotation, biological process: platelet aggregation; myofibril assembly. The record is from RefSeq and is a predicted model, not a curated record. NCBI's taxonomy places the organism in Eukaryota, Metazoa, Chordata, Mammalia, Rodentia, Octodontidae. Gene Ontology annotation, cellular component: myofibril; cytoplasm; stress fiber.
CCGCUCCGCAGAACCCGAGCCCCAGCAAACAGUCGCCAGCUCCGAGCUCCGCACGCACCGCUAGCACCUUCUUCGCUCCAGGGCAGACCCACCCACCUGAAGCCAAGAUGUCCAGCAAGCGAGCCAAGGCCAAGACCACCAAGAAGCGGCCACAGCGAGCUACAUCCAAUGUCUUCGCCAUGUUUGACCAGUCCCAGAUCCAGGAGUUCAAGGAGGCCUUCAACAUGAUUGACCAGAACCGAGAUGGCUUCAUUGACAAGGAGGACCUGCAUGACAUGCUGGCCUCACUGGGGAAGAAUCCCACAGAUGAGUACCUGGAGGGCAUGAUGAGCGAAGCCCCGGGGCCCAUCAACUUCACCAUGUUCCUCACCAUGUUUGGGGAGAAGCUGAAUGGCACAGACCCUGAGGACGUGAUCCGCAACGCCUUCGCCUGCUUCGAUGAGGAAGCCUCAGGCUUUAUCCAUGAGGACCACCUACGGGAGCUGCUUACCACCAUGGGUGACCGAUUCACAGAUGAGGAAGUAGACGAGAUGUACCGGGAGGCACCCAUCGACAAGAAAGGCAACUUCAACUAUGUGGAGUUCACCCGCAUCCUCAAACAUGGCGCCAAGGAUAAAGAUGACUAGGCCUCCCAGCUCACAGUGCCUGGCCCCACCCCAUCACUACUCCCCACGCACUUAUCCUGACUAGCUCCAUGUCCCUAAGACCCCACCACCCUCUCUGUGGAUUCCCAGAGAAGGAAAUGGGCCACGGGAAGCACAGGACCAGGCAGAGAGGGCACACAGGCAUCGUGAGGCAGGUGCUCCACCAUGACACAAGAGACCCAAGGGUGUUCCUGAGCCCCGCAGCAAAGGACCAUUGUCUGAGGAGAGGAGCCAGAAGGCAGGAGGCACAGGAGAAGGUCCCUUGAGAGAGCCCAGGCAUUGGUCAUGGCCUGUCCACUCCUGGGAUGACCACCAGCCCCAGGAAGAAGGGCCGCUGUACCCUGGUGUUGCACACACUACUCCAUGCGCAUCCCCGUAUAAGCACAUGCGCUCACCACUGCCCUGCUCAGAGCCAGGGCAGCAGUCCCCUCCCCAUGCCAUCAGCUCUCAGAGCACAGAGCACAGCACCCCAUGCCACACCCAGGAGUGAGCUCCAGGAGGCUGGACAAAGGGACGUCAUCCCCCGAGGGAGGUAAAGUCUUCAAUAGAAGAUUGAGCACUGC